This is a messenger RNA of Cannabis sativa, 1160 nucleotides long. Its product is annotated as ribosome-inactivating protein cucurmosin. The record is from RefSeq and is a predicted model, not a curated record. The coding region runs from base 187 to 939 and encodes 250 amino acids. The transcript is spliced from 2 exons. Gene Ontology annotation, biological process: negative regulation of translation. Lineage: Eukaryota; Viridiplantae; Streptophyta; Magnoliopsida; Rosales; Cannabaceae. Gene Ontology annotation, molecular function: rRNA N-glycosylase activity.
UAAUAAAAAUAUGGGCCAACUACUUUCUGUAGGGGUAUUUUUGGGAUUUUCAAAUCUUGGUUAGGCCUAUAUAUAUGUAAUGUUUUCAUUUCAAUAUAAUUAGAAAAAAUAUUCCCAUUUCUAUCAAAAUAUAUAAAAUACUAAAAACAGGUUCUUCCAUCGACCAAAUUAUCAAAGUUUUGAAAAAUGCAAGCAAGCUACAGCACUGUUGUUUUCAACACUAAAUUCAGUGAUGUGAGUGUGGGAUCAUACCAAUCAUUCAUGCAAUCUCUUCGAAGAGAAUUGUCUAGCGGAACCACGAGCUAUGACAUACCCUUAUUGCGUAAAAAAUCAGAAGCAGUCAGAGACAAACAAUUCGUCUAUGUGAGACUUGAAAACCAAAGUUUCAAAAUCACAUUUGCAAUAUCAGCUCUCAACUCCUAUGUAAUUGGAUAUCAAGUAGAUGUGGAAAAGCGUUGUUACUUCUUCAAAGAAGCUUCUUCCGAAGCGAAAGCUUUACUUUUCAAAGAAAGUACUCGAAGAGUUAAUGUUAAUCUCAAUACAAAUUAUGAUAAUUUGGGAAAUAGAGAGAAUGUCAAUUUGGGAUUUAAGUCGUUAGACAAUUCCCUCGAAGCAUUUAAAAGAUUUGAUAGCGAGAAUCCUACGAACGAGCUUCGUCAAAUUCUUAUUGUUGUUAUCCAAAUGGUUGCCGAGGCUGGGAGAUCUAAAUAUAUUCAACAAAAAAUGGAAUGGAAAGGCUUUGAAUCUGGAUUUUUCCCUAAAGGUGAUAUUUUAAGCUAUGAGAAUAAAUGGGAAGAUCUUUCGAAAGCAAUCCAGAAUUCUAAAGAUGGAAGUUUUCCUAAAAUAAAAUUGCAAAAUGAAGAUUAUAGUGAUCGUUAUGUGUCCAAAGUUACAGAUGUGAAAAAAGACAUGGCACUCUUGUUGAACAUUGCAGCAUAAGCAAAUUAUUAGGCUUUGUCCAAGGUUUUACUUAAAUAAUGUUGCCAAAAAUAAGUGACAUCAAUCUUUUGAUGCCCUAUGUUAUUUCAGUUUGUGUGGUAUUUUUAAUAAUGUUUGCCCUUAUCAUCUUCCUAUAUUGUAUGAUAUUUGCAAGGGAAAAAUAUCAAUUGGCUUUCAUGUACUUUGUUAAAUAAUAAUUCAAAACUUUAUAUUUUACAAAA